CAGCAGUUAGAUUUUAAUGAGAGUGCAGGACAGGGCUUUUAAGAAAGUAAAUAAAUUGCCUUUACAGUUCAGGUGAAAGUCUAUAAUUAAACAUCCGAUCAAACUGCAAAAGUUUAUAACGUUUAUUAUGGACUGGCAUCAGCAGCACUUAUCCCAACAAGCAGCUCACAAACGCAAGACAAACCAUUAGCAUUUUCACAGAGCAUGUCAAUGUCCCCAUCUGAGCCGAAACCACCCGGUAUAAGGUCACCAGCGAGGACUUCAAUGCAACCAGCGUGGAGUAUCAAAGGCUUGUGGAGUUGUCUCAUCGUCCCAUAAAAGUCGCCAUAAUAUCAGUUUUGGGUGCCAUGAUCACGUUGGGAAACAUAGCGGUGAUCUUGGUUAUAGCCUCCUCGGUGGCCGGCUGGUCCAGGAACUCUCGAUACUUCCUGAUGUCUCUAACUGGGGCAGACACUGCUUUUGGGCUGAUCGUCAUGCCCCUGAACCUGUGUGUAAGUCUUCUGAAGGACUACAGCGACGGGCCGGACCCGCUUUGCCAUGUCGUGGCAUUCGUGAAUUCCACCAUCUACGCCACUUGCAUGUACACGCUGGCCACUAUAAGCAUAGAGAGAUACGUGGCCGUCUUUUAUCCACUAAAGUACUCUUCGGUCAUGACCCGAAACAGAACCCAACUUCUGAUCGCCUUCGCCUGGUUCUUCCCUCCAAUUUUACUACUGCCCAUUUCUUUCCCCAACACGAUCAUCGAGGUGCACUUCUCCACCGCAUCUUUAGUUUGCAAUCCUUCGUACUCCAGCAACGUCGGGUACUCGCUGACUUUAACCGGCUUGAUAUUCUUCCCAUGUUCUACCAUCAUGACAUACGCCAACCUCCGGCUCUGGCUAGCGGCGAAGAAGCAGCGCAUCAAACUUUCAAAACACGAAAUGGGAGGCAGGGACCGGCCUGACGUCGCCUCGCGGGUGCUGGUCCCGGUCAUGACCGUGUACUACGCCUGCUGGACUCCUUGCAUGGUUACAAUACUAUAUAAUGCCAUCUCGGGCAGUGCGGUCCCAGAGUGGGUGGAGUUUGUGGCUGUGUGGCUGCCUACCGCCAAUGGCUUCCUCAACUGCAUCUUCUAUUUCUGGAUCAACCGCAGCUUUCGGCGGAAGUUUCGAUUAGUGGCACAGAGGCUUUGCCUGUGCAUGUGCCCCCAGCCCGGGCGGGGGCUGAGGUGCUCGGUCCCUGGGGGGGUUCACGUGGUGGCCAGUGUCUGGGACAACAACAAUUGCCUCCAGGAGCGCUCGGCCAGCGUGUCCUCGACAUGCACGCUGAUCACGCUGGCCAUGGAGACCCACAUGUGACGAUUUGGCUGCUGGCUGGCCCCUUCUCCAGCAGCCUGUGUACAGUGAACCCCCCACCCCAAAACACAGGUCGGUCGCUGUGGAACUAGAAUUAAUAGUUAAGCUUCUGUAAAGGUGAAUCCAAGAUCAGUCAGUAUGGUGGUCGGUCUGAUUGAAUUGGUCUGAGAUUGAAGGCUGAGUAUUUUCCGCUGGCUGCCAUGAUGAUUUUGUACGAUGGACUUUGACAACUUCACCAGAAAUUCAAUCUUGAAGGACCUGGCUAGUUUGAUCUGUAUAUAACUGCAUUCUCUUAAAUCGCUAAUCUGAACAUCGUACCAUGUUUUUAUGCUUUUCAAACAAAAAAUUAAUGAAUUUGUAUAUUAAAAAUUUUAUAUUUGUAAAAAAAAAUAUGCACUUAAGUACUGUAUGCUUGUUCAAAAUUGAAUUUGUAAGGGGAAAAUAAAGCUUAAUGCCUUUGUUUCUAA
This is a messenger RNA of Brienomyrus brachyistius, 1801 nucleotides long. RefSeq lists its product as uncharacterized. Lineage: Eukaryota; Metazoa; Chordata; Actinopteri; Osteoglossiformes; Mormyridae. The transcript is spliced from 3 exons. Gene Ontology annotation, molecular function: G protein-coupled receptor activity. The record is from RefSeq and is a predicted model, not a curated record. The coding region runs from base 348 to 1337 and encodes 329 amino acids. Gene Ontology annotation, biological process: G protein-coupled receptor signaling pathway. Gene Ontology annotation, cellular component: membrane.